GUCAUGCGGUAGGUUGCGUCGUACACAAAGUCACCUCGUCGUGUCAGACCGGGAGAAGCUCCUGACAGCUAGCAUCGUUAGCAGCGGUCACAACACCGCCGGAAAAGGUCGAUAGCAGGACGGCAGCAUCUUCUCUGAGCUUCACACCACUCUGUGAUUUAUCUAAACCUCACAAAGCUUUUUAAAGUCUCUAGCUACUCGGCGAGCUAACCGUUUUGCGAGCUCGCUGCAAGUUUCCGCUCAUCUUUCACCUUCAUUGCCAACACCUUCAUCAUGGCUGCGCUCAGAGCGUCCUACCACAGGAUUUUGGACAGGAUCGAGCACAUGCUGCCCGCCAAGCUGAGACCUGUUUACAACCACCCAGCAGGUCCGAAAACUGUUUUCUUCUGGGCCCCGAUGUUCAAGUGGGGUCUGGUUAUGGCUGGUUUGGCUGAUAUGACUCGACCAGCAGAGAAACUCAGUACCUCCCAGUCUGCAGUGCUGACAGCCACAGGGCUGAUCUGGUCCAGAUAUUCUUUGGUUAUCAUCCCGAAAAACUGGAACCUGUUUGCCGUCAACUUCUUUGUCGGUAGUGCCGGAGCUUCACAGCUUUACAGGAUCUGGAGGUACGAACAGGAUAAGAAGGCACAGGCUAAAGAGGCUGCGGAGUCCUGAGGGUUCUCCUGGUAUCAGCUGCAGCGGACUAAAAGGGAGACUUCUUAUCAUCUCUACAUCACACCAUGUUGUCUCCAUAACAUCCAUGCCAUAAUAACCAUUGUUCUACCACAUUAAGCCUGUUGUCCCUGUUGGAAAUAUGCACUUUUCCUUAAGUUUCAGAUUUCCUCAGGGUGAAUUGGGAGAAGAAAAACAAACUUUUUUUUUUUUUUUUUUUUUUUUUAUAACUGUAGUCAACACAUGCUCAAGAAUUGUGGUCAUAAACGCACAAAUACUUGUUCAACACACAUUCUGUGAUUGUACAGUGUUUAAUUUAACUUCAUGCUUUAUAUCUCAUGCACUAGCUGGGAAGUUUUUGCUUUUUCCAUCAUCAUUUUUCAGGUGUAGCAAUCAGUACCUCAAGCAGACCUUUCCCAAAAAACAUGUAACUCUUGGACUUGUGUUGAACAUGGUUUAAGGAAUAUUACCAGAAGAAAUUAACUUAACCUUUUUGAUUUAUUUAUAAUUUGAUCACCGUGUACCUCUGAGAUCAUUAAAUUGUUAUUGAUUACCAUGUAAUGAUUCCUUCCAUCUUAAUGGCUUUAAAUCUGUGUGAACUCAAAUGCUGAUUCAUGAAUCACUUGAUUUAAAAAGUUUUCUUGUAGUCAAACUGUAUAGGAAGACACUGUUAUUUUCUAACUGUGUAUCAGGAAUUCUUACCUAAUGCGACAUAUUUAACCUGUGAAGCCUUGUAUUGAUUGUCACCACAGAGUUAACCAGCAAAAACUGGUACUGACAUGCUAACAGUUCUUUAUUAUCAAAAUGUUGCUGUUCUGAUGGUGUUUUAUAUAUAUAUAUAUUUUUUUUUUGUGUAACAAUAAUUAUUUGAUGUGUUCCCACAGAUUAACCCCCCCCUGACUAAUUUAGCAAUAAUUAGUGUUAUCACUUAAUUUGAUGACUGUUUGAACAAAUGGCACUUUUGAGGAUUGAUUGUUAUGGCUCUGUGAUGACUGUCUAAUGCUAAUAAAUAUGCUUAGAUGCCGA
Messenger RNA from Archocentrus centrarchus (flier cichlid), 1677 nucleotides. It is a transcript of the gene mpc2b, whose product is annotated as mitochondrial pyruvate carrier 2b. The coding region runs from base 274 to 654 and encodes 126 amino acids. Lineage: Eukaryota; Metazoa; Chordata; Actinopteri; Cichliformes; Cichlidae. Gene Ontology annotation, cellular component: mitochondrial inner membrane. Gene Ontology annotation, biological process: pyruvate import into mitochondria. The record is from RefSeq and is a predicted model, not a curated record. The transcript is spliced from 5 exons.